Molecule: messenger RNA, 844 nt
Organism: Drosophila takahashii
Lineage: Eukaryota; Metazoa; Arthropoda; Insecta; Diptera; Drosophilidae
Source: RefSeq, a predicted model, not a curated record
AUGCGUUUGGCUCUGCUUCAAUGGAAGCGGUUAGAUAACCGAGUGGACAAUAUGGAGGUCGUGACCAGAAAAAUCGAAGCUGUCAUGAAGGAUCAAAAGCCGCGAUUGAUUUGCCUGCCCGAGCACUUCUCCAAAAAAUCAGGCUAUCACAGAGACCCCGAAACCGUCAAGGAUGGAUACUGCUCGCAACGACUUUCUGAGCUGGCCAGAAAACAUGAAGUUUACAUCGUGGGCGGGACCGUGCCAGAGAAGGGCAAGGACGAUGCUGUUUACAGUAUGUGCACCGUGUGGUCACCCAAGGGUCACCUGGUGGCGAAGUACCGCAAAGUGCACCUCUUCGACGUGGACGUCAAGGGCGGUAUUACCUACUCGGAGUCCGCUAGGUUUACGCCGGGCAGUGAGUUCAGCAUUUUUGAGGUGGACGGCCAUAAAAUCGGACUUGGUGUCUGUCACGACAUUCGCUUCGAGGAGAUGGCUCGCGUAUAUCGCAAUGCGGGCUGCGAGAUGAUCAUCUAUCCGUCCGACUUUGCCGUUUACACGGGUCUCAUUCACGUGGAACUCCUGCAGCGGUCACGCGCCAAUGACAACCAGCUCUUCGUGGUGACCAGCUCACCAGCCAGGGAUAAUACCGAGAAACACGUUAGCUUUGCCCACUCCAUGGUGGUCGAUCCCUGGGCCAGGGUUCAGGCGUGUGCCGGCGAGGGCGAGGCUACUGUUGUGACGGACAUCGAUUUUUCCAUGGUGGCGAAAGUGCGCGAGGAACUCCCAAUCUACAGGCAACGUCGCCUGGACCUGUAUCCGGAUCAAGAAUAUUUAAUAUGAACUAUGUAUAUAUUCGUAAAAG